AUGUACUACCGGCGUUGGAACCGGGGCAACUAUCAGGAACACUGCUCUGCAUGGCGUCGUAUCAGUGGAAGGGAUCGGAACGAGUAUGGAGGAGAGGCUAUCUGGGAGGUAGGAUGGAGACAGGCUCGAUUAGAGGCUUUCUGCCUCGUAAGAACGGUGAAGACGGAUACAGCGUUUGCGUGGUGCACUUCUUGCGCUGUGCAGCAGGUUUUGCUUCCCUCGAGCGAUCGCGACAUGGCGGAUGAUUCCGUGUUGCAUUAUAUUGACGAAAACGCCCAUCCAUUCUUCGGCAAAGCGUGCUGCACUUAA
This is a messenger RNA of Desarmillaria tabescens, 309 nucleotides long. RefSeq lists its product as uncharacterized. The record is from RefSeq and is a predicted model, not a curated record. The transcript has a single exon. Bases 1 to 309 code for a protein of 102 amino acids. Lineage: Eukaryota; Fungi; Basidiomycota; Agaricomycetes; Agaricales; Physalacriaceae.